Manis pentadactyla (Chinese pangolin) is the source of this 5358-nucleotide messenger RNA. It is a transcript of the gene MTMR9, whose product is annotated as myotubularin related protein 9. The transcript is spliced from 9 exons. Gene Ontology annotation, biological process: negative regulation of autophagy. NCBI's taxonomy places the organism in Eukaryota, Metazoa, Chordata, Mammalia, Pholidota, Manidae. Bases 567 to 2039 code for a protein of 490 amino acids. The record is from RefSeq and is a predicted model, not a curated record.
UGUACAUGUAUCAAAUCAUCCCUUUAAAUAUCUUACAGUUUUAUCAAUUUAUACCUCAUUAAGCUGAAAAAAAUUCUAAAUAUUGGAAAGAAUAGCCUAAAAAUAAUUUAAUUAAGUAGUUGUAGACUACUGACAGCUACAGCCCUGAAUCAGAUGAGGACACUGGCGUUUCUGCUUUUGUUUGUUGUCAUUGGCAGCCAAGGGUAGUAUAGAAGCAGAUGAUGGAUUGUACAGCCAAGCUUCUCCAUGUUUCCUGUGUUGUGUGCUUUGAGGGGAAGGCUUUAUGGUUUAUGGACAGAUAGAAGAAUAACUUUGGAUCGGGAUGUUUUUUUAAACUGCUAAACUGUGUGUCCAGUCUAUUUUUUAAUAAGUCAUGUGCCCGUGACUUAUGGUGAGCCUGAUCCUUCCGGGACCUAGAGAGAGGUGGCCUCAUUCUGAGGGUUUGCAGUAUGAGCCUGAUAUUGGUGCCCCUACCUUGUUCUGAGUGAAUGUCUCCAUAAUAACUGCAGUUUGAAUUGAUGCCUUUUUUCCAGACAUAGAAAUGCUUUUCAUAACUCUGUGAGAAGAUGGAUCUGCCAUGGAGGACUGUGAUGGAGGACAUUCUGUCUGUUGGUUCCUCCUAUCCGGUCCUCCAGUUUUUCCUGGUGUUGUCAUCUAGAAAUCAAGUGCUCCAGAUGAAUGCUCUGUCUACCCUGGACUCCAUCACUCUGAUGUACCCUUUCUUUUACCGGCCCAUGUUUGAAGUCAUAGAAGAUGGCUGGCAUUCUUUCCUUCCUGAGCAAGAGUUUGAACUCUGCUCUUCAGCUACUGGUGAAUGGAGGUUAAGCUAUGUCAAUAAGGAAUUUACUGUCUGUCCCUCUUACCCGCCGAUUGUCGUGGUGCCCAAAUCUGUUGAUGACGAAGCUCUUCGGAAGGUAGCUGCCUUCCGACACGGGGGUCGCUUCCCAGUGCUCAGCUAUUAUCAUAAAAAAAAUGGAAUGGUGAUUAUGCGAAGUGGUCAGCCUCUUACUGGCACAAAUGGGAGGAGAUGCAAAGAAGACGAAAAGCUGAUAAAUGCUACCCUGAGGGCAGGAAAGCGGGGUUAUAUCAUUGACACCCGAUCUCUCAACAUAGCCCAGCAAGCCAGAGCCAAAGCAGGCGGCUUUGAACAAGAAGCCCAUUAUCCCCAGUGGAGGCGGAUUCAUAAGUCCAUUGAGAGGUAUCACGUCCUUCAGGAGAGCUUAAUCAAACUUGUGGAAGCUUGUAAUGACCAAACCUAUAACAUGGACCGAUGGCUCAGUAAGUUGGAGGCCUCGAACUGGCUGACUCACAUCAAAGAAAUUCUUACAACUGCCUGUCUAGCCGCUCAGUGUAUUGACAGGGAAGGAGCAUCCAUACUGAUUCAUGGGACAGAAGGAACCGAUUCCACACUUCAGGUCACCUCCCUGGCCCAGAUCAUCUUGGAACCAAGAAGCAGGACCAUCCGUGGUUUUGAGGCCCUGAUAGAAAGAGAGUGGCUGCAGGCUGGUCACCCAUUCCAACAGCGCUGUGCACAGUCAGCCUACUGUAAUAGUAAACAGAAGUGGGAGUCGCCUGUAUUUCUUCUCUUCUUGGACUGUGUGUGGCAGAUACUUCAUCAGUUCCCUUGUUCCUUUGAAUUUAACGAGAGUUUCCUUAUCAUGCUCUUUGAGCAUGCUUACGCUUCACAGUUUGGAACAUUUCUGGGCAACACUGAAAGUGAAAGAUGUAGGUUGAAGCUCCAGCAGAAAACAAUGUCUCUGUGGUCCUGGGUCAACCGGCCCAGUGCACUGAGUAAAUUCACCAAUCCUCUCUUCGAAGCCAACAGUCUUGUCAUCUGGCCUUCCGUGGCUCCCCAGAGCCUUCAUCUGUGGGAAGGUAUUUUCCUACGUUGGAACAGAUCCCCCAAGUAUUUGGAUGAAGCAUAUGAAGAAAUGGUUAACAUAAUUGAAUAUAACAAGGAAUUACAAGCAAAGGUAAAUAUCCUUAGGAGGCAGUUGGCAGAACUGGAAACCGAGGAUAGGAUGCAGGAGAGCCCUUGAAAGACCUCCCCGCGCCCGCAUCAGGACCCUGGACCUGUGUCCCACCUCCCCUUGUGCCCUGGAGUUCACUUUACACCAUAGCCUUGAACUUAGGCUUUAGAUGUGAGAACCCUCUAAUAUGUGGAUCUCUCAACACUUUAUGAAAGAAACUUACUGUAAUUACUCAUGUUUCAUGUGGCCUGUUAGGACUCUUUACUUUGGGAGCAGAAAGGAGGUGCUAGUCAUGUUUUUUUUUUUUUUUAUGUAAAACUGGUGACCUAUUUAAUGCCAUUCAUGUCACACACCAUUUCAUCCUAAGUUUUUCUCUGUGUCCACUUUUCAAACAGUGCUCCAGACCAGUCAAGGAUACAGUUAACCUCUUUAGGGGAUAUUUGUUAGUUUAAAAAAAGAUCAGACUUUUAAACACUCUGAAUAUAAAAAUAUUUUUCAAAACUGAAAUGGUUGAUAAAUCAAGAAUUUUGUGUUUAAUGUGUACAUUUCCAGGACCUGUGCCAUUCUCUUCAAAAUAGUUUUUGACUAACGAAGCUGAAUUUAUUUUCAUUCUGGUUUGUCAAGAAAGGAAACUCUAAAUAUUUAUUCAAGGUAAAUUAUUUUUACAAGGCAAUGGGUAAAGUCUUCUCAUAUUUACAUUAAGAAGUAAAUUUUAACAGACACUAAAAGUGUGUGCAAUAUAGAAAUAAGGAAUUUGUGACUGAUGAGGUAUCGUUACGUUGAAUUGGUUUUUCAGGAUUUUGCCCAUACAUAUUAAAUGUGUGUCAAAUGCUAGGUAUAACAUUAAACCAUGAUUUAAAAUAGAUUUUAAUUUGUUAUAAGUAAGCUCCAGAUACGGUUUUCUUAAACCAGAGAUGCACUGCCCUUGCCUGAAGUUCUUAUUGCACUGGUUUAAGUAUAUAUGUGUGUAUUUUAUUGUGUUUUGUUUUAAGUAUCCUAAGAGUUCACUAAUACUAAGGUUAAAACUUUCACGUUGGCUUGAGCCUUUGAGAAUUUAUCUUGACGCUCUGCUGAUUUGGCCAUUGUAUGUUAGGUAAAUAUAACUUCAGUGGAAGUAGAGGCUUAUGAGCACGAUGCAGCGAUAUUUUAAACUCCAGAAAUAGAUUUGAAAUGUUUCAGUGUUAUAGAAAAAGUGAUGACUGUAUUUAUGCUAUGUUAGUAUAUGCCUGCAACUCUAAAAGUUUGAGGUCCAGUGCUUUCCAUACAGGUUUUGUUUUGUGGCCCUGCUCAUAAAUACUGUCAAUUCUAGUUUUCCUUUAAAAGGAUAGUUGAAGAGUAAUCUUUACUGCCACUUCUGUCCCAUCUGUAUGUAACCAUUUCAGUAUGAAACACACCCAAACUGAACCCUGCUUUUGAGCUAUGUAUUGAGCUAACAAUAUAAUUUUAAAAAAUCAAUUCUAGCAAAAUUUAUGGCCACAUUCAGAGGCCUCAGAAAGUGGCAAAUACUUUCUAUCUCCAGUUGCCCAAGCUUCAUCUUUUUUCUGUUUCCUCUGACCUGUAACAAACGGCAAGACCACAAUCCACAGUCAAAACUCUUUGGGUAAAUCUCCUCCUCUAAGCUAAGUUUUUUUUUUGACUUGUUUUCUUGGCUGCAGUUACGAAUCUCAGGGCAUUAAAGCCCUCACCAAAAGGCUAGGCAAGGAGCAAAGGGGAUGCGCUGGCUUGCUGGAGACAUGUGUUGUGUAAGAUGUUUACAUUAAUUUUUUUAGAGAGGAAACACCCUAGCUUUUCUAUGCCCCCUUAAAAUUGCUUGCUGUAUUUGUUCAUGCAGCUGACUUCUGGUAAUUAAUUUAUUUGGCCAGCAUUUUUCACUGUGAUUUUAUUAAAUAGGCAGAAAGGAAGCAGAAAUUGUAAAAUCUAAUAGGUAUAAAGCAGCCUAUAAAUGUGUCAUAUUUCUAAGAAAAGUAACACCUUUGAAGCAAGAUUUUAAAGUGAUUUAGAGGGGAAAUUUUAGAAGACAAUAGUCAUUUUAGAUCCUACAUGGGGAACUUUAAACUUUUCUUUGAACUCUGAAUGAAGCCUAAUUUACAAAGGUAACAUAUCAUUUUUAAGGAUGAAAUUUAGUGAGAUUUUAGUCUUUGAUAGUCAUUAUUUGUUAAAAAAUCAAUAUCAUGAAAAAGAUUUGACCAGUAGUUGUAUCUCUUGAAGUGAAAAAUGGGAACAUUUUGCUACAUUUUAAAAAAUCUGCUUAAAGGUGUAACUCUUAUAGUUAAUCUGUUUUCAGGUCUGGCUGUUUUAAUUGUCAGUCUUAAUUAAUUAGGUCAUCAGAUUUACUUAUUAUCAGACCUUAACCUGAAGCAAAAGUUUUGGGAUUUACCUAUAUCCAGAUUUAAAAUUUUAAUUAAUAAUUUACCCAUAUCCAGAUUUAUACGAGGGUGUUAUGUGCACUCUUUAUCAGAAAGUUAUUUCCUGGACCAAAAAUGGGCAAUUUUUAGAAGGUUGAUCCUGUCUGGCAGCUUUGAAAAUAACCAGAGAAUGAAGUCAUUUAGUACAUCUUAUACAGGUUUCUGCUGUACCUCAGGACAACAUAGAUUAUUCAUUUCUUAGCCUUUAACGUGGGUCAGAUAUUUUUUCCCCUCUAUAACUAAUAUCCUAAGUUAUUACCAAAUAGUAUUUUUAUGUAAUUUACCAUCUUAACAAAAAACAUUAAAAGACUGAUAUCUCCAUUAUAUUUAUUCUCAGGUAAUAUGAAAUACUAAUUUUCUUACAGUAUCAGUUUUUAAAUUUUUGUUUUCUUUAAUAAAACUACUUCACCUUCACUCAGUCCUAAUAAUCUAGUGUCCACAGCAUCUUCUUCCUUAAACUGAUAGCCUAGAAAAUACCUUCUGAAACUCUAGGACUAGGUUUUAGAAAGUCUAAACUUGUUAUCUAAAUUCCCUUUAAGAAACCCAGUGUCUUUAUUUGAUCUGCACUGAGGAACUGUAGUGUCCUGAAAAAUAAAUCCUGAUGAGAACUUACUGACUUCUGGAGCCGUUCUGUGUAACCAUCUGUGAGUUACAGGUUAACUAGAUUUGUGAUGUGUAAUAAAAACAAGUUGUACAACACUGUGUCUGCCCACGACAUUUGCUUCACUUUUAAAAGGCACAUAUCUUUUGACAGGUGGAUUAUUCUGUACAAACACACCAAGUUCUGUUGUUUAGAAUCUUUAUAGCUCUAUUACCAUCUACAUUAAAAAUAUACUUGUAUAACUUAGUUAUAAAAAAAAAGAAUAUGUAUUUCUUCAGCAGCCAGGUAUUUGGAUUUACUCUUGAUAUAUUUGAAUGUGACUCUUGGAUUUAAGUGCACUAUUAUUCAUGUCUUACACAAUAAAAUUGCACUGUAUGGCAAA